AUGUCGGAAUGCCAUUCAAGUGAGCUGCCUGUCAUUAUUGACAGUAUCAAAGAAGUUGCUCUGCGGCUGCAUCCCGGAUGCGAAGACGAUUUAGAAGCACUGCUAACAUGGUUAAAUCCCAAUGAAUCAGAGAGUAAUCAUCAUAUGAGACCACCACCAUUGCGACUGAAAGAUGCUAUAAAACUGUUUGUUAAUCAGUAUUAUAAUAGUGGCUAUAUUUCAGGUUCUGAUGGUGAGAUUAACAAAGGACCGGAGUUCGAACUAGGCAACCAGCUUCGCCAGUUCUACAUAUAUCAAGUGCGCAUUCAUUUUUUCACAUCCUUCAACCUGAUACAAACUUUCAAGGAUAUACAGAGGUUGGAGAAGUACUAUGUCUCCCCGCUAGCGUACAUUCACCUGUUCGAGUCCAGUGGAUACGAAUGGAUCAUAGAGAGGGAUGGACUGCGACAUUACCUGUUGAAUAGAAACAUGGAGUUCCACAAUAACAUGAAGCAGCGAAUGGAAAGUCUAUUUAUGCAGGAUGAUUUUGAAUAUGUCGCAGAGAUGUUGGACUGGGUGGAAAAGGCUCAUACAAGCCUCUCUUCUAAGGAUAUACUUCUUGAUCUAAUUAUAGCUAAGGUGAAACAAUUCUGUGAUGAUCAUAUGAUGGGGGUAUAUGGGAAGACGUACCUAGUCAUGAAGACGUUCAACAAAUUCAUCAUCAAGUAUUGGUCAAAUUUUGCUCAGUUAUUAGGGUGUCCUCAGGAUGACCAUGGACUGACAAAUGUGGUUUAUACUUGUUUCGAAAAACAGUUCAUCAGAAUUCGAACGCAAGAGGUCUUUGAUAUAUUCGUGAAUGAAUUUCCGAACUCUAAACCAACGAUUAUAGAGAUGAGGAAAUUAAUUACUCAUUCGACAGAUUUCAAGACAAUUGUUAUUGCGUUUCUUUCUACCUUUGAAAAGAAGGUGUUAAAUCCCAGUGUCACUACGACGGAUGCCCUUCUGGCUUACGUUAAGAGCGUCAAGGCUUUUCUCACCCUUGAUCCGAGUGGAAGGUACCUUCAAUCAGUCAUAUCUUUUGUGAAACAAACAUUUCAAGAGCGCUCAGAUCUUGUGGUUAUCCUACUCUAUGCAAUUUUGGAUCUACAACUGGACGGAUUGGUCGGCAGCCAUAUUCAGGUGGAUCCAGUUUGUUUGAAAGCUCUGGCUUCGGAGUUGAGAGAUCCAGAACUAGGCAUUGAGAAUGACAUAUAUCCCGAUGACAAUCUGGCAAACGUUGCCACGGGGAUGGCGAAACUGAAUUAUGAGGGCUGUCUUCCCUACGAGGAAGUCAUGCAACGGUUUCUCUCUUGGAACCCUGAUCCCAGAGACAUGGCACCACGAGCAAUCAGCAAGCAAUCCCCAUCUCAUAUGAGUCUCCUGGACAUUCUGAUGGAGCUAUUCGAAUCAAAAGAUUUUUUCGUCAGCGAAUUUUUGAAGCUUCUGACUAAGAGGUUAUUGUCCUUGAAGUUCUACAAUUUGGAUCGAAAUUGGUCCAAGUGCUUACAAUUACUGAAGAAAAAACUGGCCAGAGGAGCACCCAACAUAUCAUUAGCGCCCACUGGUCAACAGAACAACAGUGAGCGAGGUGAUGAUUAUUCUAAUAUUAAUUCUAAUGACGUUAUGCUCUGGGAUGUUAAACUCAGCUACGAAUUGUGCAAACAGAUGCAUCAGGUCAGCGGCCUGGACCAACGCAUCUACCCCAAAUUUAUUUCAUAUCUAUAUUGGAACUGCCAACUUGAAAGUAAAAAUGAUUUCGAGAUACCAGAGCCUUUGAAUAGUGAGUUUGAAAAGUACAGCAGGGUUUACAGUGAAGUGAAAGCAGGGAGAGCACUCAAACUACUCAAGGAUCAAGGUGUUAUUGAACUCGAUCUGGAGUUCAAAGACGGGAGAGUACUCCAGUGUGAUGUUACUCUUGAGCAAUAUGCGGUGAUUCAACAGUUCGACGAAGACAGUUAUGCCAACAGGUUAAUGGCCGAAACCAUCAGUUUAUACUUGAACAUGGAGAUUUCAAGGGUUAAAAGUGCAUUACAAUUCUGGGUUGAGAAAGGUGUCUUGUAUCAGGUAGAUGCGUUCUACGCCACACAGGAGUCGAGGCAGGACAGCAAUAUCAAAACUGCUAAGAGCGACAGUGUUGGUUCAUUUUUCGAGAAGAAUGAAACAAUCAUUGAAGAAGAAACCACAUUAUCAAAGACUUUGAACGCCAUCUGGCCAUUCGUUCAAGGUAUGCUUACCAAUCUUGGCAGCUUAAAGGCCGCCAAGAUCCACUCUUUUUUAAAAGUCACAGUGCCGAAGGAAGUCGGUUACAUUGUAGUAACCCAGUCCCAAUUGGAAUCCUAUUUGAAUUCCCUAGUCGAAGAAGAGAGACUAGCCUGUACGACAAGCGGCUCUUACAAAUUGCCAAGUAUAUAG
Torulaspora delbrueckii is the source of this 2430-nucleotide messenger RNA. It is a transcript of the gene APC2, whose product is annotated as anaphase promoting complex subunit 2. The record is from RefSeq and is a predicted model, not a curated record. Bases 1 to 2430 code for a protein of 809 amino acids. Gene Ontology annotation, biological process: ubiquitin-dependent protein catabolic process. NCBI's taxonomy places the organism in Eukaryota, Fungi, Ascomycota, Saccharomycetes, Saccharomycetales, Saccharomycetaceae. Gene Ontology annotation, molecular function: ubiquitin protein ligase binding. Gene Ontology annotation, cellular component: anaphase-promoting complex. The transcript has a single exon.